Cuscuta europaea is the source of this 1486-nucleotide messenger RNA. Lineage: Eukaryota; Viridiplantae; Streptophyta; Magnoliopsida; Solanales; Convolvulaceae. The record is from the annotation of a GenBank genome assembly.
GGGGGUGGGGGGUAAAAAAACAUAUAAAUACUCCUAAUCUUAAACAUUUUUUCAUAUCUCUUCUCCAAUUCUUCCUAAAUCCUAUUCUUAACUCUCUACUCUCUAAUUCUCUUAUUCUCCAUUCUCCAAUAUAUUAUAUUUAUUAUUUAUAGUUUAUAUUAAUUAUCUACUUAUAUAAACUAUAAAUAGAUAUAAAUAGUAUUAUAUUACUUAUAUUUGUUAUCUAAUUAUAUAUUACUUAUAUAUUUAUUAUAUCUAUUGACAUCACGUAGAGCUCAAGAAAUUGACAUCACUCCAUCCCAACACUUUAUGGAUGAAUCUACAGAGGGUGGCUCUACUUAUGCCGGAGAUUCCGAUUAAAAACAAUUAUAGUUCCUAUUUAAUUUUCAAAUGUAGUACCUAUUUCAUUUCAAAUAAAUGCACUUGAAGUUUGUUUUUUAAUACUUGUAUAAAACUAUAAAGUAUAAAAUAUAAAUUUAAAAAAAAAAAUACCCGGCCCGGCCCGGCGGGUGGCCCGGCCCGAACCGGACCCGUCCAACCCUCGGGCCGGUCCCGGGCCCACUAUUCUAGAACCGGCGGCCCGACCGGGCCCGACCCGGCCCGAAUCCAACCCUAAGUAUGACUGGAUCAAUCUAAGAUUCCAGGACUUUAAAUCAAUCAGUGACUAUAAUUCUGCUAUGUUCCAAAUAACAUCUAAAUUAAAGUUAUGCGGACAAAAAGUCACUGAUGCUGAUAUGUUGGAGAAAAUCUUUUCUACUAUGCAUAUCUCUAACAUGUUGCUCCAACAACAAUAUAGAGAAAAGGGUUUUAAAAAAUACUCCGACUUAAUAUCAGUAUUAUUGGUAGCUGAGCAAAAUAAUGACCUUUUGAUGAAAAAUCAUAAUCUGAGACCCACUGGUUCUAGUCCUUCGAUUUAUGGUCCAACUGGCCAUAAUUUAGUCACUGAAUCAAAUGCAACAUACAGUGGCAGUAGAAGGCAUUUUAAACGUGAGCAUUUUAAUGGUCAUAAAAACAAGUCACACCGAGAAUAUAAACAGGUCAAUAGACCAAAUUAUAAGGGAAAGGGCAAACAAAAGGCCCAUCAAAUAAAUCGCCCUCCAAAAACCUCGGUAAAGACGACUUGUUAUAAAUGUGGCAUGACGGGGCAUUGGGCUAACAAAUGCCGCACUGCAAAGCAUCUGGUGAAAUUAUUUCAAGCUUCCAUGAAUUUGAACAACGACAAAAAUAUGGAAGCUAAUUAUGUCAACGACACGACUCCACUUCUGCCAAAAUUUGAUGUGUCCGACUUUUUCGCGGAUGAUGCCAUUAUGGACAAUGCUUUUGCAAUAAACCAAAAUGUCACAAAAUAAAAUAUUAGACUCCGAUCCUUAUGUGGUAACAUAUUAGUUUUAUGUAUUUUUUCUUUCUUCUGUUUUUCUUUUGUUUUUAAAUAAAUGUGUGUAAUAUAUGUACUUUAUGUUAAAUUAUAUGCACAAUUUGUGAUCAA